ACGACGGACCAUGAAAACACUAGAAAAAGGAGGAGGUUGGGUCGUCGGUUUCCAUCCCUCAACGUGCAUGGUUCGUAAUGACCGAAGGGUGCUGUGGCACUCAUCCUUCAAGGGAGGGAGGAAAGCAGUAAACCAUCCGCGGAGAGAAAGAGUAAAAUCUUUCGGCAUUUGAAUCAUCACCGAUCUUUGGAAAACAGGCAAAAUAAGUCGUUUACAGAUAUACCCAAUUCUCAUUUUCCGCUUUCUGAGCUUCUUAGAUCCUCGUUACCAUCUUCAUCAUGAUUAUCAUCAUUAGCCGCUUGCUUAGCUUCGUUCUACAGGAAAGAAGAGGGACAAGUGAGAAACAAUUUGAUACGUGAUCGAUUCGCCUUUUCCUUUCGCCUUCUUUGCCUCCUGUCAUCAUUGCUAUCAUCACCACCACCUUUGUCUUCCUUUGGCUUCAGUUCAAGGAAGGUCCGUUUCAAAAUCUGAUCUCCAACGGAGGUGUUCGGGCCUUCUCCCUGAGGGUUGAGUUAGAGGAGCCGUCGUGAUGAAGAAGAGACCGGUGGCACGAUUCCUUUGGCUUGGUCUGAAGGUCGUUAUCCCACUCGGUGUUAUCCUCUGCAUUUUCGCCGUCCUCCGCGUCGACGAGCCGCAGUUUGCUCCCGGCCCGCCGAUUCCCACCAUCUUCAGCGGCCCGCCGAAGGUUGCCUUCCUCUUCCUUGCCCGCCGGCACCUGCCUCUGGAUUUUCUUUGGGAGCAUUUUUUCAAGAAUGCAGAUGAGGAGAAGUUCUCCAUUUACGUGCACUCCCGGCCCGGGUUCGUCUUCGACCACAGGACGUCGAGGUGCUCCUAUUGUUACGGGCGCCAGUUGAAUCAUAGUAUUCAGGUAGCCUGGGGAGAGGCGAGCAUGAUCGAAGCAGAGCGUUUGUUGCUCUCCAAGGCACUUCAUGAUCCAGCAAACCAACGAUUUGUUCUUCUAUCUGAUAGUUGUGUUCCUUUAUACAAUUUCACCUACAUAUAUGAUUACUUGAUCUCUUCUCCAAGAAGUUUUGUUGACAGCUUCCUUAAUUUGAAAGAAAGCCGCUACAAUCCAAAGAUGUCACAUGUUAUACCCAAAAAUACGUGGAGAAAGGGCUCACAGUGGAUUACUGUGAUCAGGAGACAUGCUGAACUUAUUGUUACUGAUAGGAAAGUAUUUCAGGCUUUCAAGAAACAUUGCAAAAGACGACGAGAAUUAGAUCUUGAAGCAAUCGAUAGUAGGAAGGCAAUUGUCCAGAAAGAGCACAAUUGUAUUCCAGAUGAACAUUAUGUGCAGACUUUACUGGCUAUGCUGGGCCUGGAAAAUGAAGUUGAAAGAAGAACUCUGACAUACACAUUGUGGAAUGAGUCUGUGUCGGGGAUGGGAAGGCAAGGCUGGCAUCCUAUAAUGUUCAAAUAUGCUGAUAUAGAUCUCCAGCAUAUCCAACAAAUAAAGGCUGUUGACCAUGUUUACUACGAAACUGAGUAUAGAACAGAAUGGUGCCAGAGAAAUUCCACAUUUUCACCAUGUUUUCUAUUCGCAAGGAAGUUCUCAAGAGGUGCUGCAAUGCGGCUAUUGGUUGAGGGAGUUCUUGGUGACUUUGAUCCUGGUUCACUUUUAUCAUCGUGACAAUCUCCAUGUAAAGAUAUAUCUUUAUCAUGAGCUCCAUUUCCAUCUUUCUGGGAACCAAGACAUUUUUAUGUCAUUGGUGCCCUUCAUAGUAUACGAGUCUUGUAUGUCAAAAAUGAUGAAGUGUCGUCUCAAGAUAUGUAGCGAGUCCAUGAGCUAUUUUUGCUAACGCAAAUUGUCUAACUGAAAUCAAGAGCAAUUUUUUCAAGUAUACACAAAAUUUUGUAUAGAACAUGGUUUAUAGAGCUUCUGAGUUCUAAUUU
This is a messenger RNA of Nymphaea colorata (pocket water lily), 1893 nucleotides long. Its product is annotated as glycosyltransferase BC10-like. The coding region runs from base 530 to 1630 and encodes 366 amino acids. The transcript is spliced from 10 exons. Lineage: Eukaryota; Viridiplantae; Streptophyta; Magnoliopsida; Nymphaeales; Nymphaeaceae. Gene Ontology annotation, molecular function: glycosyltransferase activity. Gene Ontology annotation, cellular component: membrane. The record is from RefSeq and is a predicted model, not a curated record.